CCAGAUGCUGCUGGUGUGGAGCGCCACUCUUCUCUUGCUGGGCUUUGCUCAAGGGGCAGAGGUCUGUUAUGAGAACUUGGGCUGUUUCACGGAUGACAGGCCCUGGUCUGACACGGCUGAGAGGCCCAUUGCCCGCCUACCCUGGGACCCAGAAAAGAUCGGCACUCGCUUCUUGCUCUUCACUGCAAAAAACCCUGAUAACUUCCAGGAAAUAAGUACCAACAAGGACAUUCUUCUAUCAUCAAACUAUGAAGGAGGAAACAUGACCCGUUUUAUCAUCCAUGGAUUCAUUGACCAAGGAGAGGAAAACUGGCUUCUGGAUAUGUGUAGGACCAUGCUCCUGGUGGAGGACAUCAACUGCAUCUGUGUGGACUGGAAGAGGGGAGGAAGGACCACUUAUACACAGGCGGCCAACAACAUCCGGGUAGUAGGUGCAGAGGUUGCCUAUAUGAUUGAGCUCUUCCAGACGCACUACAAACAGAAGCCUGAGAUGUUUCAUGUCAUCGGCCACAGCCUGGGUGCACACUGUGCAGGGGAGGUUGGUCGCAGGGUUCCCAACCUUGGCCGCGUCACUGGUCUGGACCCAGCGGAGCCAUAUUUUCAGGGAUGCCCCGAGUUGGUGCGUUUGGACCCCAGCGAUGCUAAGUUUGUGGACACCAUUCAUACAGACUCACUGCCCAUGAUCCCAUAUCUUGGAUUUGGCAUGGCCCAGGCAGUGGGGCAUCUCGACUUCUACCCCAACGGUGGCAAGCAGAUGCCCGGCUGUGACAAGAAUAUCCUCUCGCAAAUUGUGGACAUUGAUGGAAUUUGGGAAGGUACCCGAGACUUUGCAGCCUGCAACCAUCUGAGGUCUUACAAGUUCUACAAUGACACCAUCCUGAACCCGGAGGGCUUCCUCGGGUAUCCCUGCUCCAGUGACGAGGUCUUUGAUGAGAUUGGCCGGUGCUUCCCAUGCCCCACGGGCACAUGCCCUUUCAUGGGCCACCAUGCUGACAAAUUCAAAGUGCCCAGCGGACAGGAGAAACUGAAGUUCUACCUGAACACCGGGGAGGCCAAGCCUUUUGCACGAUAUCGCUACAUGUUAACUAUCACAAUUUCUGGUGACCGAACAGUCACAGGCUUUAUAAAGGUAGCGCUCUAUGGGUCCAAUGGCAACUCAAGACAAUAUGAUGUUCAUAGUGGUUUACUUUCUCCUGGUAAAACCUACGAGGUCUACAUCGACACAGAAAUCGAUGUGGGCGAAGUGACCAAGAUGAAGUUCCUCUGGAACAACAAGAUUUUGAACCCCCUCCUACCCAAGUUUGGGGCUACCAAGAUGGUGGUGCAACGUGGGAAAGAUAGGAAGCUCUUUGAGUUCUGUGGUGAGGAAAGAGUACGAGAGAACGUCCUUCAGACCCUGAACCCCUGCACACCCUAGAGAGGCGCAAAGCACUUUACCCACUUCAACAACUUCAAGCUACCUAAAUAAACAGUUAUAUCAAAA
This is a messenger RNA of Brienomyrus brachyistius, 1483 nucleotides long. Its product is annotated as inactive pancreatic lipase-related protein 1-like. Gene Ontology annotation, biological process: lipid metabolic process. The coding region runs from base 5 to 1417 and encodes 470 amino acids. The transcript has 12 exons. NCBI's taxonomy places the organism in Eukaryota, Metazoa, Chordata, Actinopteri, Osteoglossiformes, Mormyridae. The record is from RefSeq and is a predicted model, not a curated record. Gene Ontology annotation, molecular function: protein binding; triacylglycerol lipase activity.